Molecule: messenger RNA, 2262 nt
Organism: Python bivittatus (Burmese python)
Lineage: Eukaryota; Metazoa; Chordata; Lepidosauria; Squamata; Pythonidae
Source: RefSeq, a predicted model, not a curated record
AUGCUUUUGGAUUAUCGCUGGUGGCAGCGGGACAGGGAUAGUGCAUCUGUCCUUUCUCUCUUUGACCUCUUGGCGGCUUUUGAUACCAUCAGCCAUGGUAUCCUCCUUGGUUGGCUCCAUGGGUUUGGAGUGGGCAGCUCAGAGGUCAAUGAGGAUUUCGUGAUUCUUCCCAAUGUCACUUUGGGUUUCCACAUCUUCGACAACUACUGCAGUAGACAGAUCACAUAUCUUGCCACCCUGCGCCUGCUUUCCACAAAGAACAGAUUUGUCCCCAACUACAAGUGUGAUCCUGAGGACCGCUUGAUAGCUGUCAUCGGAGGACUUGAUUCUGAAACCUCUCGUUAUAUGGCCACAAUAUUAAAUGUUUACAAGAUUCCUCAGAUCACUUAUGGAUCGCUUGUUUUAGGACUGAGUGAUGAAAUUCUUCUUUCUUCCUUAUAUCGGAUGGUUCCAAAUGAAUUCAGUCAGUACUCUGGGAUUGUUCAGUUGCUGAUAUAUUUUAGAUGGACAUGGAUUGGCCUCUUUGCAGUAGAUGAUGACAAUGGAGAAAGAUUUUUCCAAGCCAUGGUGCCUAUGCUUUUUACAAAUCAUAUCUGUUUUGCUUUCAUCAAAAGAACACCGAAAUGGACCGAUCUGGCUGAACUCUUAGAUUUAUUUCUAGAUGAUCUAGAGAAAUUUCACAGUCUCAUGAAAAGCAAAGCCAAUGUAUUUAUUGCCCAUGGUACACUUGUAUCCAUGCUAAAUUUAAUCUGGUAUCUUCAGGUGGCUGCCUUGGAUUCCCACACAGGUAAGGUGUGGAUUGUGACAGAACAGUGGGAUUUCACAUUAAGUGACUAUCAAAAGACCAUGGAUAUUCAUCCUUUCCAUGGUGCUAUAUCUUUUUCAAUUCAUUCUAAUGAAGUACCAGGAUUUAAGACAUUUCUUGAGAACGUACAGCCUUUCUGGAGAAGAGAAGAUGGUUUUAUCCAGGACUUUUGGGAAAAGACUUUUGGCUGUUUAUUGAAAAAUGACAAGAUGGAUGAAGAUGAGGAGUCCAAGAAACAGUGCACAGGAGAGGAGAAUCUGGAGAACCUUCCAGGGACUUUCUUUGAAAUGAGAAUGACUGGCCACAGCUACAAUAUCUACAAUGCUGCCCAUUCCAUUGCACAUACUCUACACACUAUUUAUGAAGCUAGAGCAAAUGCUCGAGCAAGGAUCCCUGAAGAAAGCCUGAAAUUUUGGCAUUUGCAGCCAUGGCAGGUGUUGCCGAUUUCUGUAUGUAAUGACCACUGUCAUCCUGGUCUCUAUAAGAAAAAAAAGGAAGGGGAGCCAUUUUGUUGCUAUAUUUGUGUACCAUGUCCAGAAAGAAAGAUUUCUACCCAGAAAGAUAUGGAUUUCUGCACUGAAUGUCAAGAAGAUGAAUAUUCAAAUAUUGAACAGAACCAAUGCAUCCCAAAGCUUUUAAACUACCUCUCCUAUGAACAGCUGCUAGGGAUGACUUCAAUGGUGUCUUCAAUUGCUUUUGCUCUGACAACAGUUUGGGUACUUAGAACUUUUUGGAAGCACCAGGACACUCCUAUAGUCAAAGCAAACAACCGAAGUCUCACCUACGCUCUUCUCUUCUCUCUUUGCCUUUGCUUCCUUUGCUCUCUCCUUUUCAUUGGAAAACCCACACCUAUCACGUGUCUUCUCCGACAAACAGCCUUUGGCAUUGUCUUCUCUUUGGCCCUUUCCAGUGUUUUGGCCAAAACAAUUACUGUCCUUCUGGCCUUUGUGGCUACCAAGCCUGGGUCCAAGAUGAGGAAAUGGGUAGGGAGAAGGUUGGGAGAUACUAUUGUCCUUUCCUGUUCCUCUAUCCAAGUGUGCAUUUGUUCUCUUUGGCUGUUUACUUCCCCACCAUUCCCAGAUAGGGACACAUACUCUUUCCAUGAGGAAAUCAUCCUAGAAUGCAAUGAGGGCUCAGCUACCAUGUUUUACCUUGUCUUGGGCUAUAUGAGCUUCCUGGCCAUGGUCAGCUUCUCUGUGGCUUUCUUUGCCAGGAAGUUACCUGACAGUUUCAAUGAAGCCAAAUUUAUCACCUUCAGCAUGUUGGUCUUUUGCAGUGUUUGGGUGUCUUUCGUUCCAAUGUACCUGAGCACCAAGGGAAAAUAUGUGGUGGUUGUGGAGGUCUUCUCUAUCUUAACUUCGAGUGCUGGGCUGUUGAGCUGCAUCUUUUUCCCUAAAUGCUACAUAAUUAUAUUCAGGCCUGAACUGAACAACAAGGAGCAACUAAUAAGGAGAUAA